Molecule: messenger RNA, 2967 nt
Organism: Gorilla gorilla gorilla (western lowland gorilla)
Lineage: Eukaryota; Metazoa; Chordata; Mammalia; Primates; Hominidae
Gene: RNF212
Product: ring finger protein 212
Exons: 14
Coding region: 2037-2723 (228 amino acids)
Biological process (GO): homologous chromosome pairing at meiosis; protein sumoylation; reciprocal meiotic recombination
Cellular component (GO): synaptonemal complex
Molecular function (GO): SUMO transferase activity
Source: RefSeq, a predicted model, not a curated record
AGAUUUGGCUGCAGAAAUAGUGCUGCUGUGAAUCUUCUUGCUCCUGUCUUCGGUGAUCUUAGGUACACAUUUCUGUUGGGUGUGUAACCUAGGAGUGGAGUUGUUGAUUUCAGAUAUUGGAGUGUGGAGAGCCCCAAAGGUGAAGGAAACUAGAAGAGACUACCUUGUUGGAAAGAGCAUUUGUUGAAGGAGGUAAAAAGAAUGAAUGCUUGAUUUGUAAAGCUCCUUGUCGUACAGUUUUACUUUCAAAGCAUAACUUAUUCAUUCUGGAGAAUUAGUAGGAACUGGAGAUACAAGUGGCAGAGUCAUAAUCCUUCAACAGGAGCAGAUGAACAAAAUCUCAUCUUAAGCAGAAGAGAAUACCACGUUUACAGGACCUUUCAGAACCAUGAGCCAGAGUUUGACCACUUGAAAAGUUUAGAAAGGGAAGAAAAGUUCAACAAAGCUUGGUGGUUUCCCCGAGAAAAAUUCUGCUCAGUAUUGUCUACCAAUAAUAAAACAAUACAGUUAUGGAAAAUCAGUGAAAGGGACAAAAGACCAGAAGGAUAUAACUUGAAGAGGAAGAUGGGGUGUGUGGAGAUGCCACCACGGCUACUGCACUGUGAGUGCCAGUCGUUAGGCCCGUGGGUCUAUGGGUCGCGGUCACUCCACAAAGAGCAUCUGCCAAUGCUCAUACUGGUCACACCAACUCAAUUCCUGUUAAUAGAGAUUUUGAAACAUAUUUAUCUGCAGGUGAUUUGCAGAUUAAAAUCAAGUCUUUGACAUCUGGAAAUUAUAGACAGGAGUUUUAAUAUUGUGGAUAUCAAGCCUGGCAAUAUGGAAGAGCUAACAGGUGAUUUCAGCCGCAGAAUUCCAUCUGAACAGCUGUAACACAUCUGUAUCUAGCAGCAGUAAAGGAACUAUUUGCUCAUGUGACAUGAGAGCGUCUGCCCUCUGUGAUAGGCAUCUACACUGAAGAACCUGAUGAUUCCAGUAACGGGUCAUUUUUGUCUGAAAUCAUCUAAUUUCUGACGUAAAAUUCAGCCAUAGUGGUCAAAUAUGAAGAUAGAGACCAUUUGUUAGUCAAAAGUUGGAACUUCAAUAUGGAAAGCGUGGCCGGGUGCUGUGGCUCACGCCUGUAAUCCCAGCACUUUGCAAAGCCGAGGCGGGCAGAUCAUCUGAGGUCAGGCGUUUGAGACCAGCCUGGCUAACAAGCAGAAACCCCAUCUCUACUGAAAAUAACAAAAAUUAGCCAGGCUCAGUAGCACACGCCUGUAAUCCCAGCUACUUGGGAGCCUGAGGCUAGAGAAUCAUUUGAACCUGGGGAGUGGAGGUUGCAGUGAGCGGAGAUUGUGCCACUGCAAUCCAGCCUGGGCCACAGGGUGAGACUCCAUCUCAAAAAAAAAAAAAAAAAUUAUGGAAAAUGCCUGUGGAAAUGUAACAGGUGCACCAGUAGCUCGGAAGUAAGCUGUGCACUGUGUGAAAAGGACCAUGUGUCUGACAAAUUCAGUGUUGUUGGAAUGGAUCUGACGGUGUUGUGACUGGGUCUUAACAAUAAUUUCAGAAUGUUUGACAGGAACACAAAACAAGGCCUAACGCUAGAAGUAUCACGGGAAAGCAGUAAGCCUGGUACGAUUCUGAAACCGUGCAAAGUCCAUGCAGGCAGCAAGCAAAAGAAGAUGAAAUCAGUGUUGACAGCCGAGACUCUAGCAAGGAAGUCCUGUGUAAGCCUGGCGCCCCAAGGACAGUAUCGUGCUGUAGCCAGUACAAUCUGUGUGUUUCAAGACAGUAAAUUAGGGCUGGCAUUCCUAGUCAGAGAACCCCCUUCCUGCCUAGUGGCAGUGGCUGAAUCAGCCUUCAUGAUGAUAAGAGCCCUCUUUUGCAGCGCCCCUUUCCUGUGUCUGACAGCGAGUCACCAACAGCACGCCUUUACAGCUGCGUGAGGAGAGCUCCGUGGAUCCCGCACAGUGGUACCCGUGUCCGCUGCGCCGUCGGACCUUGUGGACUCGAUUGCUCUGCACCAGGGUUGAUUUCCUCCAUUCGUUACGCCCUCUGCCAUGAUGACGUCAGACGCAGCAAAGGCCUUCAGUCACGCUACCGAUGCAGAUAUCCAGGCAUUCUUCAUGAGCAUAGACAGUCUGUGUAAGAAGUACUCCAGGGAAACCUCCCAGAUUUUAGAAUUUCAAGAAAAACACAGGAAGAGAUUGUUAGCCUUCUAUAGAGAAAAGAUUUCCAGGUUGGAAGAAUCCCUUAGGAAGUCAGUGCUGCAGAUAGAACAACUACAAAGUAUGAGAUCAUCACAGCAAACAGCUUUCAGCACAAUAAAAAGUUCAGUUUCAACAAAACCACACGGAUGCCUGCUGCCACCUCACUCAUCAACCCCCGAAAGACUGGAGUCGAUGGAAGUUGAUCUCUCUCCUUCUCCGAUUAGAAAAUCCGAGAUAGCAGCCGGCCCUGCGAGAAUCUCCGUGAUUAGUCCACCUCAAGAUGGACGAAUGGGUAGCGUCUCCUCCCGGGGCCCCGAGCAUCCCGGCCUGACGCCGAGUCAGAGGAGCGUGGGAAAGCCUCUCAGGAUUCCACCUCUGCAAAUCCCCUACAAGGGACCACCACUAACGCCAACACCACAGUUACCAGGGAGAGCAGGAAGAGGGGACUCUCCAAGCUUCGGGGGCUCCCAGGCCAGGCUGCCCCCGCGGCCGCCCAUCAGCAUCUCCAGCCUGCUGCAGAGGCAGUGUUUAGUGUGAAGUUUUGAAGUCAUUUCAAAGACAAAGUUGAUGUGUUUUUACCACGACUUCCAUGCCUCCUGCGGGACCUGCUCACCUUGGGGCAGUGACACCUGAAAGAUGAGCACCCAGCCACCCGCUCUGCCCCCUUCCAGUCCUCCAGCCUUCGUGCCCACCAGCAUGUGUACGUUAGACAGCCAGUGCGACUGUACUUUCCCUCUUGUUGAAAUAAGUCAUGUAGUGGAAUAAAGUACUUUUCUGAGUA